This is a messenger RNA of Lineus longissimus, 1887 nucleotides long. RefSeq lists its product as uncharacterized. The transcript is spliced from 2 exons. The record is from RefSeq and is a predicted model, not a curated record. The coding region runs from base 253 to 1788 and encodes 511 amino acids. Lineage: Eukaryota; Metazoa; Nemertea; Pilidiophora; Heteronemertea; Lineidae.
UCUCGGUUUUCGAAUUAUUCAGCUGGCAGAUGUACUACAUUCAAUGAGACAAUAGCAAAUGUAAAGGCUAAACAACCUUACUGGAAGCUAAAUAUUUUGAAUGUGGACCAGUAACAGUAACAAUGAGCCAUUCUAUCGUGGAAAAGCCUCUUGCGGAAAAAUCAAAUUCAUUCCUUGGACUCGAAGGAGAAACAAAUUACCUUCGCAGUUUAGCUAAUAUUUAGUUCCUUACAGGACUUUGAAAUCUAAAUUAUGUCAUUCGCUCAGCUAGAAGAGAGGCAGGGUGAUGGGAAAAGGUUGAGCUUGGCAGAAAAGGGGGAGUUACGACCUCAGAAGGAAGUACAACACGUUUACCCCGUUGAUUACAAUAUCCCGAUGGCGAAUGCAGGUGCCAAAAAGAAGAAGAAGUCGCCUUUCUAUUUCAUACGAAGGAACAAAUCAAUAAAACUGAAAAGAAGACCAACAGCUAAAAGGCCAAGAGUUUCAAUGGAACUCUUGAAUUUGGCAAAAGAAAAGCGCAUUAGCGAUUCGACCCUAAAUGUGCUAUCGGCGAAUGGGUACACAACAAUUGAUGACGUUAAGUGCAUAGAUGAACCGGAUUUGGAGAAGUUGGAUAUCGUGCUGCUUGCACAGAAAAGCUUAGUACGCAAGACUGUUGCUGAGCUGAAUGAACAGGAUCAUCAAGAUGGCGGAUCUGUUAUUGUCGAUUCUGAUAGCUGGGCCACCUCCAGGGAUUCAGAGGGACGACACCAUCACGUGAUGCGGGUUAUUGAGGAAGAAAGAGAGCGGGCGAACUCUGAGUCGGAAAGAGAAAACACGACGUCGAGUUCAUCGAUUCAAGGAUGUUCUGCACCUCAGGAACAGAAGAUUGAAUCGACGCAUGUGCAAUCAAAAGGCAAGACAACCGCUGACUUGGAGAGUGAACAGAGUACACCGAGGCAUACCAACGAUGAAGGACCAUCUAACGAGGUUGAAAUAAAAAAUGGAGAGGAUUGCAUGGACGAGCAAAAAAGCACUACAGAAACGAAUUCAACGAACGGGACGAACGACAUGAUCGAGAAAGAACAGGAUUAUAAGGAUUUCAUUUCAUGUGGUUUGGCACUUCUGGAGGACAUGAUUUUAGACGAGAAAUCAGACAGUCUGGCCUACUGCCGCCAUCUUUCCUUUUGCACCAUCAAGGCGAUGUCAGAUUCCACGGUCGCCGAUGUCGUGCGCUACGAUAAUGCGCUACGACUGAGGAUAGAGCGCACUGGCUCCUCCUUUCCAAAGCGGCCAGAUGAGGAACUAUGCGCCGAGUAUUUGAUAGGGCCCUACGACUUCCAUUUGUCGUUGGUACGUGGCAUUGGCAAGAAAUGCACGGCCAAAGGAAAGACGGAAAACCCAACGGUCAAAGCGAGGCGGAAAUCAGAAGAUCACGCGGCUAAAGCAAGGAGGCAAUCUGAAGAUCCCACGGUCAAAGGAAGAAGGCAAUCUGAAGAUCCCACGGUCAAAGCUAGGAGACAAUCUGAAGAUCCCACGGUCAAAGCUAGGAGGCAAUCAGAAGAUCACGCGGCUCAAGCAAGAAUUCAAUCUAAAGAUCCUACGGUCAAAGCUAGGAGGCAAUCAAAAGAUCACGCGGCUCAAGCAAGAAUUCAAUCUGAAGAUCACACGGUCAAAGCGAGGACGCAAUCUGGAGAUCCCACGGUCAGUGCAAGAAGGCAUUCAGAAAAUCCCACACCGAAAACAAGGUGGCAAUGGGACUGGGAAUUCCCCACGGAAACCAUAAAAGAGGUGAUGUCUAAGAAAUAGUAAAAAGAAGGACAAACUGAAGAAACGGACGGUUAAACGAGUUUUCGAUGGGAUGUUCAGCUGUGAUAUAGUAAUGAUAAUGAUAUCGCUACCAAGAGU